This is a messenger RNA of Trichomonas vaginalis G3, 258 nucleotides long. RefSeq lists its product as uncharacterized. The record is from RefSeq and is a predicted model, not a curated record. Lineage: Eukaryota; Parabasalia; Trichomonadida; Trichomonadidae. The transcript has a single exon. The coding region runs from base 1 to 258 and encodes 85 amino acids.
AUGAUAAAUAGAGCAGAAAAUUUCAUUUCUACACUUGAUGCUGGAUCAUAUGAAGGACAAUUUGUAAUUCGUUCAUCCCAAAAUUUAGAUGUUACUCAAGCUUUCAGCAAUCUUUCUGCUCGUUUCAUGGAGUCCUGCAAAACUUACCGUUCUGCUCGCGUUAAAAUAGUUGGUGCAUGCUGUCUCGGAUUUCUUGCUUCUCUUCUUUCACCUUUUGUUUCUUUCUUUGGAAUUUACUUAUUAUUCAAGAAAUUUUAA